Messenger RNA from Pestalotiopsis fici W106-1, 2061 nucleotides. RefSeq lists its product as uncharacterized. NCBI's taxonomy places the organism in Eukaryota, Fungi, Ascomycota, Sordariomycetes, Amphisphaeriales, Sporocadaceae. The transcript has a single exon. The record is from RefSeq and is a predicted model, not a curated record. Gene Ontology annotation, cellular component: Holliday junction resolvase complex; nucleus. Bases 1 to 2061 code for a protein of 686 amino acids. Gene Ontology annotation, biological process: double-strand break repair; resolution of meiotic recombination intermediates; replication fork processing. Gene Ontology annotation, molecular function: nuclease activity; DNA binding.
AUGGCGCCUGAGGUUAUCGACCUGCUUUCAAGCCCAGAGGUGCAGCCUCAAAGGCUACCAAGACCUGCCCAGAGACAUACAGGACCCACGGCACAACCAAGAGCGAUAGGUCUCGACGGGGAUGAGUUCCAGGACAUUGAUGAUGUUCUCGGUGGCGUAAACAAUAAGCCAACGACUCGAGCUGCCAUUUCCAAAAAGAGCCCGAAGAAAAGCAACGACGUCAUUAAAAAUGACAAGCCGCAACGGCACAAGGACGGAAAUGAUUAUCUGUUUCUCGCAGAUGACUUUGACACAACAGGCGACCUCGACUUUGAUCUUCCUAGAAACAGCAAAGCCUCGCCCAGAACAACUGCAAGAACUUCCACGAACCGCUCCAUGGCGCGCACAUCGUCCGCGGUGCUCCCAGCAAAGCCCUCCGGUUCCGGGUUGAAGCGAUGGCAUUCAAUUGCAGAUCCUAUCCAGCAUACCAGCUCUCCAGUCGAUCUCGGCGAUGAUGACCCAUUUGAUUCCAGCCCGCCACCAGCAAAAUCCAACAAAGGAAAAGAGCCUCAGAGGAGCGGCUUGUCGGAAGAUAUGACUGCGAACAAGCGAACCAACACGGCGACCACCAACGUCUUCGAUCUCACGAGUGAUUUUUCAGACUACUCGCCGGCCCCAACACGAAAGAACAAGGGCAAGCAGAAAGCCAAUUGGGAUCCGAUCUCUAGCUCGAUGCCAGAAACGAACACAGCUGCUAAUGAUAGGAGGGCAUUCUCAAGUUCACCUGCCAAAGCAGCCAAAAGAAAGAUGGGCGUCAUAGAGCUGGAGGAUUCGGAUUCGGAUGAUUUACCGGAGUUGAGCAAGAUACGCACCGACGGCCCGAGACUCUCACGCUCACUUAGCGAAUCACCCCGAAAUCUGAAGCGAUCAAAGACAACAUCGACCGGCUCAAGCACGAAAAGACCUGCCCCGAAGACACAAGAAGAAAAGGAUCUCGAAAAGAGACGCAAGACGCAGGCUAGGGAAGUCGAGAAUGAGCGUAAACGCCUCGAGAAAGAGCGCGCCAAGAGAGAGAAAGCUGUGCAGAAGGAAAGGGACAAGGCACUGGCAGAGGUCAACAAGAUUCGCGUUAAUAAGGCGGAUGCUCAGGUCGAGAUGAUUGUCGAUAUACCCCAGUCCUUUGAUGUAGGAUUGAAUGCGCAAGUCGUCGAGCUACUCAACGAGCACAGUAUUGCCCAUUCGACUUGGGACAGCCCUGUAGACAAGGCUGUUCGAUGGCGACGGAAGGUGGACAGAAAGUUCAACGAAGAGAAGGAGUACUUUGAGCCGAUUCCCCUGCGAAUUGUGCAAGAGAAACAUGCUCUCGUUGUUGUCCAGGCCAAAGAGUUUGUCCAGCUCGCGACCAACAAGGAUGGAGGCGGUCUUGGAGAGCAUGUACUGAAGAUGAGAGUCGCGUUCCCCGACAGUGAUAUCAUUUAUCUGCUCGAGGGGAUUGAUCAGUGGUUCAGGAAGAACAAGACAGCUCGCAAUCGGCAAUUUCAGAAUGCCGCUCGCAACGACGCCAAUACAGCAGCAGCUCAAGGCCGCUCUAAAAAGGCCACGCAUGAAAUUGUUGAUGAGGAAGUCAUUGAAGAUGCUCUCUUGUCACUCCAGGUCGAUCACGGAGUCAUGAUCCACAAGACGGGCGCGCCAGUCGAAACGGCACAGUGGAUCACGGUAUUUACCCAGCACAUCUCUACGAUACCUUACCGGAAGCGACGCGAUGAGAUCUCUAGAGAUGCCGGCUUCAGUGUCGAGUCUGGCCAAGUCAAGACCGGCGAGAAUGCUCGGGAAACAUAUAUUCUCAUGCUACAGGAGAUUGCUCGUGUUACUACAUCCAUGGCCAUUUGCAUUGCAGAGGCGUUUCCAACAGUCACGGACUUGGUGAGAGGCUUGGAACGGGAUGGAGCCCGGGCGCUCGAGAAUAUCAGAAAGAGCACAAACAGCAAUGGUCAUAUAACGGACCAGAGGAUCGGCCAAUCCGUCAGCAGACGCCUAUUCAAGAUCUUUACGGGCAGGGAUCCUUUCAGUAACGAGGUCUAG